AUGUUCGCGCAGACAGUAUACCGAAGAUGCCUGCUACACAGAAAAAUUCUGGAAAACAGACUUAUAUUAAUGGCACUUUCACCUAACGCUGUCGCCCCGUUAGUAAAGAAUACCUUAGGAUACGUCGCAAAAGUCGCCGGGGAAGUGGUUUACCUGAUGAAGUGUGUCGAAAUAACUGUCGAGCUAAGGAGAGAAUCCCACUGUUAUGAAGAAUUACCAGUAACAGCCUAUAAUAAAAGCUACUUUAUGACCCCGAUCACAAGAAUUUUACAACAGCACGGAGAACAGACGGAAUGCAACGCUCUUAUUCCACCCCUAUAUAACCUAGAUAACCAGUGGGUAGGAUUUGACCCUUCACCCUCUACUGGAAUCAUCCCCCGUGAGCUAGAAGUCGACGCCGAAGAAAACUACCCCCUCAUGUCGAUUAAAGAUUUAGGAGCUGGAGGGAUUUAUACGGAUAGUGAAAUCCGCAGGGCCCAAAACGAAAUGAUUUUCGGCCACGAAAGAAAUGUACUAAACAAUCUAAUUAUUCGAAAAAUGGCUGGGCAGACAGUCCAAAGUCAGGGAUUCUCCUCUUUAAACUUAAUUGACAAAGAAGAACUAGAAAAUUUGGCAAAUAGUACAAUACAGAAACUCUAUGGGUACUUCACCAUUAUAGGAGAAUGGACCAGUGGAUUCCUUGGUAUUUAUUUCAUAAUACGAAUUAUAAAAUUCUGCAUUGAGACAUUUAUGAAUGCAAUAGCCAUUCAUAGGCUAAACGGAUGUUCGUUCCAUUUAUUAGCAUCCUUUUGGGAUACGCUUACACUGUUCUUGCUUCAUCACAAACAAAAUCAGGCAACCAAAGAAGUUAUAAAAUUGAAUAAAGCCGCCGAGGAACAGUCACCAUCCCUCUCAGACCCGAAUAUAGCGCCCAUAAAUAUCGAAAUUGUACAGGAAGGAAUACAAACGCCAGCACUUAACCCUCAAACGUCACCUCGUGCUUUUGCUAACCUGAGAAAAGAAUUGGCUAGACUACCACCAGUUAAUUGGAACUUAUACGGACGAAAGGAAUAA
This is a messenger RNA of Ceutorhynchus assimilis (cabbage seed weevil), 1053 nucleotides long. The record is from the annotation of a GenBank genome assembly. NCBI's taxonomy places the organism in Eukaryota, Metazoa, Arthropoda, Insecta, Coleoptera, Curculionidae.